Molecule: messenger RNA, 5454 nt
Organism: Nycticebus coucang (slow loris)
Lineage: Eukaryota; Metazoa; Chordata; Mammalia; Primates; Lorisidae
Gene: CCDC198
Product: coiled-coil domain containing 198
Exons: 7
Coding region: 304-1242 (312 amino acids)
Source: RefSeq, a predicted model, not a curated record
CCAGUCUUCUUUCCCACCUCUUUUUUUGUAGUUUUUGGCCAGGGCCGGGUUUGAACCCACCACCUCCAGCGUAUGGGGCCGGUGCCCUACUCCUUUGAGCCACAGGUGCCGCCUCUUCUUUCCCACUUUUUAAAAACAUAAUAAAUAAGCUUAAGCUACAUUUGAAAACUCUAAGUUUAUUUAGACCAUGUAUUCAAAACGUUUGUCCUCUCAUUCCCAGAAAAGAGUUCCUGUUGUCUUCCUGGCCUCCUGCAACAUAUCCAUCUCCUAAGGCAGCUCAAGUUAUUGACAAAAAAAAAAAAAAUGAUGCUUCAGUGCUCUACUGUUUCCUUUCCUAUUUGGAAGGAAAUGGGCCUGAGCUACUCCAAGGCUCGCCCUAGGGUGACCAAAGUAGCACCUUUGCAAAGCAAGGAGGAAGAGACUCCCGUGGUCGGCCCCGUGGACUUCACACUCAAUCAGACUCUGCAAGGAAAGAGUUCACCCUUGUUGGCAAGGCCACAGGACCAGAGUAAAGCUUUGGAAGGGCGGCUGCCGCCUCUGCGAGAAACCCGGUAUGGAAGAUACUUUGCAGGUAAAGCAUCCAGAACCAUGUAUUUUGACAUCCCACUGGAACAAGGAGAAACAAGUAUUAUUAAGAGGCAUCCACCCCAAAGACUUCAAAAGCUUGAGCCCAUGGACUUGCCACAAGUAAUUACUUCUAAAAGGCUUCAGAGCCAGAGAGAUGCUGGGAUGGUGCACAGAGCACAGGAACUGGAAAAGAAAAUGCGAACUCCAAUGUAUCCUUCUGGGAAAAGGCAAUAUUUGCAUAAGAUGCAAAUGCUGGAAAUGAACCGUAAAAGACAAGAGGCCCAAAUGGAGUUGAAGAAAACUCUUCACGGGGAGACAAGAAUUAAUAAACAAAAUCUGAGGGAUCAUAAAGCCAAGAAAAUCCUUGAAGGCAUCCCAAGGAAUAAUGACCAUGACCUUCUAACCACCUUGCUUGAUGAAACCUUGACUAGAAAUCCAGAAAAUUCUCAGAAUGCAGAAUUUUUGGAACACCAUGCAGUGAAUGACCACUGUCCCCAGAAAGUGGGCAAAAUGGAGACCUGGCUGCGUGAACAAGAGGCCUGGGGACAGCUUUUCUGGAACAGCUCUAGCUCUGACUCUGAUGAGUUGGGGACAGAUGAGAAGAGACCACGAGCACUGGUGAGGACCAGGACAGAAAGAAUCCCGCGUUUUGAUGAGUUUUUUGAUCAAGAAUAAGAAUGCUUUUCUAAGAAUGCUAUUCACUUCCCCAGAUACUGAGUGCUCUGAAAUUUGCUUUCUGUCACCAUCCUUCAAACUAACACAUAAAUUAUUUUGAGGAAGGCAAUUCACUUUGGCAAAAAGAAAUACUAUUUGGAGUCUUACAGUUAACAAGUUUGUCCUGCAUGCUCUUAACCAAUGCUGCAUUACUAACUGCCUCAAAGCCUAAGCACUUAAACAACAGCUAUUUUAUUGUCUCACUUUUCUGUGAGUUGCUGGGCUCAGCUAUAUGGUUCUUCUGAUGGUCCCUUUUGAAACCUUUUAUGUAAUUGAAAUAAGAUGGCAGGUAGGACUGGAGUCACCUGGAGGCUUGACUAGUACACUGGGAUAGCUGGACCUUGCCCCCUCUCCAUAUAGCCUCAGAGCCUCUUCACAUGACCUCUGCAGCAGAGUAGUGAGUUUUCUUUCACUGGGAUUCCUGAAAACAAAUAUCCCAAGAAGAGGAAAUAAGCUUCCAAUCCUCUUAAAGUCCAGUCUUAGAACUGGCUCUGCUCACUCCCCCUGCAUUCUAUGGGUUCUGCAAGUCACAGGCCAGAUUGUAGUCAGUGCAAAGGGAACUAUGUGAAUGCCAAGGGAACUACGUGAUGGGCCACUGGAGAACAUCUUGGGGAGCUAUAACCACAACACAUUGUUACAAGGUAAAUUUGAUCAUAUAAAAGAAAUAGAUGGCAGAGUAAAUUUGAUACAAAUGAAAGUGAGUUUUUAAAGAAAAGUCACAGUAAUUGUACAUUAGACACAACUCACUGUCUUAUGAGUUAGCCGUAACAACUGCAGGAUAGAGGCGGUAGAGGCAGAAUGUAGACUGUUGUGAAUUAAAGUUCAUGGUAAUACUUCUUAAAUUAUGAUGUCAAAUUUGGAGCUCUUUAAACUUAAAAGGAAUCACAAAAAUGUCCAGUCCAAACGUUAUUUUAUUUACUGUUGGGUGCUGGGGUCUGGUUCCCCAAACCCAGUUGACCUGUUUUGAUUGCUUAGCAAAACUAGAAAGUUCGCCCCAGGCACAGUGGGAAUCAAAAGUGAAAGUGGGCAGGCACAGAGUAAAACUGCAGCCACACAGGCAGCAAGAAUAGGAAGCAAAAGUCACACGCACCACUUCAGUAAAGCAAAGAGAAGUUUUAUUUAAGAACAAAGAGAACCCACAGCCAAUAUCAUAUUGAAUGGAGUUAAAUUGAAAUCAUUUCCACUCAGAUCAGGAACCAGACAAGGCUGCCCAUUGUCUCCAAUGCUCUUUAACAUUGUAAUGGAAGUUUUAGCCACCGCAAUUAGGGAAGAAAAGGCAAUCAAGGGUAUCCAUAUAGGGUCAGAAGAGAUCAAACUGUCACUCUUCGCACAUGAUAUGAUUGUAUAUCUGGAAAAAAACACCAGGGAUUCUACUACAAAACUCUUAGAAGUGAUCAAGGAAUAUAUCAGCGUCUCAGGUUACAAAAUCAACAUUCAUAAAUCAGUAGCCUUUAUAUAUACCAACAAUAGUCAAGUUGAAAAAUCAGUUAAGGACUCUAUUCCAUUCACAGUAGUGCCAAAGAAGAUGAAAUAUUUGGGAGUUUAUCUAACAAAAGACGUGACAGAUCUCUAUAAAGAGAACUAUGAAACUCUAAGAAAAGACAUAGCUGAAAAUGUUAACAAAUGGAAAAAUAUACCAUGCUCAUGGCUGGGAAUAAUCAACAUUGUUAAAAUGUCUAUACUACCCAAAGCAAUAUAUAAUUUUAACGCAAUCCCUAUUAAAGCUCCACUGUCAUACUUUAAAGAUCUUGAAAAAAAUAAUACUUCAUUUUAUAUGGAAUCAGAAAAAACCUCGAGUAGCCAAGACAUUACUCAGAAAUAAAAACAAAACAGGAGGAAUCAUGCUAUCAGAUCUCAGACUAUUAUACUACAAAUCGAUAGUGAUCAAAACACAAUGAUACUGGCACAAAAACAGAGAAGUAGAUGUCUGGAACAGAAUAGAGAACCAAGAGAUGAAUCUAGCUACUUACCGUUAUUUAACCUUUGACAAGCCAAUUAAAAAUAUUCAGUGGGGAAAAGAUUCCCUAUUUAACAAAUGGUGCUGGGUGAACUGGCUGACAACCUGUAGAAGACUGAAACUGGACCCACACCUUUCACCAUUAACUAAGAUAGACUCUCACUGGAUUAAAGAUUUAAACUUAAGACAUGAAACUAUAAAAAUACUAGAAGAGAGUGCAGGGAAAACCCUUGAAGAAAUUGGUCUGGGUGAGUAUUUUAUGAGGAGGACCCCCCCAGGCAACUGAAGCAGCUUCAAAAAUACACUACUGGGAUCUGGUCAAACUAAAAAGCUUCUGCACAGCCAAUAACACAGUAAGUAAAGCAAGCAAACAGCCCUCAGAAUGGGAGACGAUAUUUGCAGGUUAUGUCUCCGACAAAGGUUUAAUAACCAGAAUCCAGAGAGCUCAAACGUAUAAGGAAGAAAAGAACAAGGGAUCCCAUCACAGGCUGGGCAAGGGACUUGAAGAGAAACUUCUCUGAAGAAGACAGGUGCGUGGCCUACAGACAUAUGAAAAAAUGCUCAUCAUCUUUAAUCAUCAGAGAAAUGCAAAUCAAAACUAAUUUGAGAUACCAUCUAACUCCAGUAAGAUUAGCCCUUAUCACAAAAUCCCAAGACCAGAGAUGUUGGCGUGGAUGUGGAGAAAAGGGAACACUUCUACACUGCUGGUGGGAAUGCAAAUUAAUACAUUCCUUUUGGAAAGAUAUAUGGAGAACACUUAGAGAUCUAAAAAUAGACCUGCCAUUCAAUCCUGUAAUUCCCCUAUUAGGCAUAUACCCAGAAGACCAAACAUCACAUCAUAACAAAGAUAUUUGUACCAGAAUGUUUAUUGCAGCCCUAUUCAUAAUUGCUAAAUCAUGGAAAAAGCCCAAGUGCCCAUCAAUCCAUGAAUGGAUUAAUAAAUUGUGGUAUAUGUACACCAUGGAAUAUUAUGCAGCCUUAAAGAAAGAUGGAGACUUUCAUGUUUCUCUUUCAUGUUUACGUGGAUGGAGCUGGAACAUAUUCUUCUUAGUAAAGUAUCUCAAGAAUGGAAGAGGGGGUGGAGCAUGAUGGCGGACAGGAUGGAUGUGUAGCCCACCUCUCCCAAGCCAUCAGGUGAGAGGAAAGGUGGUCUGGACGUUUCCUGUGUGUGGAUUAUUGGAGUGGACAGACAGCUGGAGACGCCCAGUGAACUGGCAGAUUGCUAUAUAUGAGGGGUAAUUUAAAAUCACAGACUCUGUUGUAGAGAUUCUUCCCUGCUUGGCCAUGCCGGCCAGCAGGCCCCUCCCCUAUGGAGGUCCCCAGCUUGUAAAUGCUGACAAAACCCAAUUGACAAAUAAUUAUUCCUGAACUGAGGGAGGCAUCCGAAAGGAGAGCCACUCAAAACCACGGGGAGCUGGGCAAACUGUUGGACAAUUGAAGGGAAGAGAUCCUGCCCAGGUAACAGACAUUUUGAACUACCCAAAAGGGCGGGCACCUUUCCCCCAGGUGUUGGAGGGGGCUGGCGGUUCAGGCUGCGCUGCGAACUGGCGGGCGCCGAUCCAAAAGGGAAACUCUGAACCAUAAAACCCAGAAUAAGUCCCCCGAAUGCUCCAACCACGGGAACCGGCUUGAAGCUGUGGACCCAGCUUUGGCUGCUAAAGCCCCAAAGCUACUGAAGCGGCGGACCGGCUUUAGCUGCUAAAGCCGCGACUUGGCUUCAGCCCCGGGAGCCAGCUACAGAAGAUAAAACCGCAAGCCCGCCAACGACUGCGCGAACUCAGCACCACUGCCCCUACAGCUGAUUGCAGUCGCCAAUUUUUAGGAGCACCUGGGAACAGAGUGGAAAGACUUAAAAAGCGUGGACACCUGCACUGAGUGGGAAGGUCGGUCGCAAGUGCUGUCCGGAAAAGAACAGCCGAGGUUACACAAUUCUUAGGCGACAAACUUUUACAGAAAUUCUAAAAUGGCGAUGGGCCAUGGAAGGUGGUUACCAUGGUAACAGUAUAAAUUGUAAAUCAGGUACAAGUCUCGGAACCACUCACUGGGCCACCUGCUGUCCAGAAAGUAUAUUGCAGUAUUAAUAUAUUCCUAUGAAACUUAAUCCCUACAGCAGACAUAUAGCUAUAUAUAGGUAUAUUUUUGCACGCAAGAAUAUUUUUGUAGUUGGUGCCUUUUUUUUUUGUUCUUUUUUUUCGGUUUUCGUGGUUUUUUUUGUU